GGAGGGAGGAUGAACGGUACAACUAUUCUGUAAGGGGGAGUACACACAUUACACACAUCCACACCGGUCUGUCCCUUGAAGAUGAAGGGGUUCAUCGCUGUCUUUGCUGCCAGCAUUUUUGUGGUGGAUGUCUACUGUGCCGAUGACACAACUCCCUGGUGUUAUCACGACCCAUCGUGCAACGACACAAGAUGGCCAGAAAUUGCUGGGGAUUUUUGCAAUAGGAGCAGACAGUCGCCCAUCAACAUUGAGACGCGGUUGGUCACGGUCAACGAAAGCCUGAACGAUUUCAUCUUCACAAACUACGACAGUACUAGCAUACUAGACGAUAUUAGCAACACUGGCAAGACAGUCAAAGUGAACUUUAAACCCGGGGUGCAGAUUUCCGGGGGAGGUCUCUCCGAGGCCUACAACGGCCUGCAGUUUCACUUGCACUGGGGCAACCUCAGCAGCGUGCCUGGCUCCGAGCAUGCCGUGGAUGGAGUACGCACGCCCAUGGAGCUGCACAUUGUACACAUCAAGUCCAGCUUCAACGGGAACACGACGUUAGCGGUCGCUGACUCCAUGGGAGUUGCUGCUCUUGGCUUUCUCAUUGAGGUACUGCCGAACACUACUGGUCAACCUGCCAGCUGGAACACGCUCACCAACUACCUACGGAACAUCACAUUGCGCGAUAAUAUUGUCAAUGUGACGGAAGGGCUCUCACUGAACGACUUGCUGGUCGGAGUCGAUCGCACACAAUAUUAUCGCUAUCUCGGCUCGCUGACCACACCCAACUGCUACGAAGCUGUGGUCUGGACUGUGUUUAAGGAUUCUAUCAAAGUCAGCGCAGACUUGAUUGACAAGUUCAGCACAAUGCUGCGUAUCUCAAACGAAACCUCAUCACAGACUAUGGUGAAUGUGUUCAGGCGGCUCCAGCCGGUACAGCCCGUCAGCACUCGGUCUUCGAGUGCAUCGGACACCAGCAAUGCUUCCAAAAAUUGGAUCUCCCUGGGCCUGCUGGCCCUGAGCAUGCUACUGGGAAGAAUUUACUAACUUUUUGGAAUGUGGCCAGCCUCUAAUCAUUCCAACUGUUUUAUGCAUGUAACCUGAUCCACAUUACGAAUGAUGCUGCACUGAAUGCAACAUACAUUCAUUAAUUCUGCAUAUUUCGUUGCAGCAUGUACUGUGUCUUAAACGAGUGAGGUCAAAAUAAGCCUAAUGCUUAACGAAAUGUUUUGGAAAUUUGCCAAAAUGCGCAAUAUAUAAUUUGGGGUUUUAACGGCAGCUGCCAUCAAGACCUCACAUUCGAAAUGAAGAUAUUGUGAAGUUUAUGUGUUUGAUAUUUAUUAUCUUACGUUGAUUUGGAUCAAGUUUGCCCUGUAGUGCACUACAGUAAUGCACAUGUAGCUGAACUAUUAUGUGAAUCUCUCUGUGUGUGUGUGUGUGUGUGUGUGUGUGCGUGUGUAUUUGUGUGUUCACUGAUACAGGUAUAGAGGACAUUAUGAAGGUUAAAAAAAAAGAUAACACACUUUUUAAUGAAGUAAAAGUGCAAUGUACUGGACAGCUUUUUAUUUUCCGCAAGGCUGAUCAUAUUGCCACUGACCCUGUCAAUAAAUAAUGAUGCGCUCA
Phycodurus eques (leafy seadragon) is the source of this 1611-nucleotide messenger RNA. RefSeq names its product carbonic anhydrase 4-like. The record is from RefSeq and is a predicted model, not a curated record. Gene Ontology annotation, molecular function: zinc ion binding; carbonate dehydratase activity. Lineage: Eukaryota; Metazoa; Chordata; Actinopteri; Syngnathiformes; Syngnathidae. Gene Ontology annotation, cellular component: plasma membrane. The transcript is spliced from 9 exons. Bases 82 to 1035 code for a protein of 317 amino acids.